AUGGCGACGAACAACCGCUGGCCGCUCCAGGAUGAGCAGGCUGGUCCUAAGCGUGCGCCCGCUGUGUCGGUGUCCGAGUUCGACGACGGGGUCAGUGAGAAGAACGAGACGCUGGUCGUCGGUACGACAAAUCUCUAUGUGGACGGGCAGCUGAGGCUGAUUCCUAUGCCCACGGCUGAUCCCAAGGAUCCACUGAACCUCCCCGCAUGGCGAAAAUGGACAGCAAUCGGUGCCCUUUGCUUCUUCGGUGCACUUGCCCUGUCAGCUGAGGUCGUCAUCGGUGGUCUCCUCCCCGUCUUCAUCCUUGAGUACUCGGGAGUCGACCCGCGCAUCCUCAACAACAUCGACUUCAAGGCCCAGAGUGGCGGGAGCGGUCUUAACAUCAAUCCCAUGUCCGUCGUGCCACCUGGCGUCAAGCCAGCUUCCCUAGAUGAAGUCGCUCUCCUAGCUACGAUGCCCCUUUUGGCGAACGGUAUUGCGAGCUACUUCCUGGUGCCCACAUCCAUCUGGAUUGGCCGUCGACCGGUCCUCUUGUUCGCUGCGACUAGUGCUUGGGCUGGUGGCUUGUUUGCUGCUUUCAGUACGAGCCUGCAACAGCACUUGCUUGCCAGAGCACUCAUGGGUUUGGGCGCCGGUGCGGUAGAGGCAUUGAUUCCUCUGAUUGUUCAGGAUAUGGUCUUCAUCCACCAGAGAAACAAGGCCAUGUCGGCUGUAGUAUCCAGUCAGGGGAUCAUCAUCAUCGGUCUUGGUGUUGCAGCACCAUGGGUAUCCGCCAACUACACCUGGAGGUGGCUGUACUACAUCACUUCUGGCAUGGGUAUCUUGGCUUGGGCCAUACUCAUUGCCUUCUUGCCUGAGACUCGCUGGACUCGUUCCCAGGAAGAGCUCAGUAUGUCUCGCCUUACCCCCAAAGGUGGUCAGAAUACCGUUCCUCUUUUGCCUGGCCAGAACCGCCCGGAGCUCGAUUACGUCAACUACACGCCACGCACGGUGUGGACCAACAUCGGUGUCUUCCAAAACGGCUUCGAGUUCAAGCGCGCUGCCAAGUCCAUGUUUGAUGCCCUCAGAUCCACGUACUUCCCGGCCAUCAUCUGGGGCGUUCUGGCCAACAGUUCCAUGAUCGUCAUCAACCAGGCCGCUCAGCAGAUCACGCCGUUUGCCCUCCUCGCCCAAGGAUGGCAGUUCCAGUGGACCGGUCUCACCGUGCUUCCCUUCUUCGCCGCCUCGGCGCUGGUCUACGUCUUUGGUGGCCCUGUAGCUGACAAAAUUUCCAACGCUGUGACAAGGUGGCAGGGCGGAAGCAGAGAGCCGGAGCAUCACCUUGCCAACUUGAUCCUGCCGCUCGUUUCGGGAGUAGCGGGCUGCUUCGUCUUUGGAACUGCCGGUGAGCAGAACAUGCAUUGGGCGGUUCUACUGGUUGGCUCCUUCUUGAUCGUCUUUGCCUUUUUGACAACCAUGACCAUUCUCAAUGUCUUCAUUGUCGAGAGCUACCCGCAAUGGGCAGGACCGGUACUCGUCAACGUCUCUUCACUCCGCAUUGUCGUCGCGUUCUUCAUCGCCUCCAAGGCGACUGUCUGGAUCGCCGAGAAAGGGCCCCUUCAAACAUUCGCCCUAUAUGCGGAGGCAAUAAUCGUCUUAUCUCUUGGGUUGCCUAUUCUCUACUUCUGGGGCAAGAAGAUGCGCCAGUGGACUGCCGGAAGUGUCAAGAACAAGCAGAGUCAAAAGGAGAAGGCUUUUGACGAUGGGGCUUCGGUGUAA
This is a messenger RNA of Colletotrichum paranaense, 1758 nucleotides long. RefSeq names its product major facilitator superfamily transporter. The record is from RefSeq and is a predicted model, not a curated record. Gene Ontology annotation, biological process: transmembrane transport. NCBI's taxonomy places the organism in Eukaryota, Fungi, Ascomycota, Sordariomycetes, Glomerellales, Glomerellaceae. Gene Ontology annotation, cellular component: plasma membrane. Gene Ontology annotation, molecular function: transmembrane transporter activity. The coding region runs from base 1 to 1758 and encodes 585 amino acids. The transcript has 6 exons.